AUGAAUGUUACAGACCCUUGUUCCACAGAUUACCCCUAUUAUUCAGACUAUUUUUCUCUGAUCACGCCACCUUGUUCUAAGCUGGAAGUCAGGAACUUCACAAAAGCAUUUCUGCCAGUUGCAUAUUCAUUGAUUUGUAUCAUCGGCCUCUUUGGUAACAUCUUUGUGGUGAUGACCUUCGCUUUAUAUGAAAGAGCCAAGUCCAUGACGGAUGUGUACCUCUUCAACAUGGCCAUAGCAGACAUACUGUUUGUUCUGACUCUUCCACUGUGGGCAGUGAAUUACGCUGCUGAUGAAUGGAUUUUUGGUGAUUUCAUUUGCAAAAUGACUAGAGGUAUCUAUGCAAUCAACUUCAGCUGUGGCAUGCUGCUUUUGGCCUUUAUCAGCGUGGACCGGUACAUUGCUAUCGUACAGGCAACAAAGUCUUUUAAACUCAGGGCAAGGACUCUCGCACAUAGUAAACUCAUUUGUUUGGCUGUGUGGAUAUCAUCAAUUCUAAUCUCUAGUCCCUCUUUUCUGUACAGUGGAAGUUACAGCUUCUCCAUGAAUGAAACCAAAGAGAUUUGUGAUCACAGAUCGACCAGAAUUUCUGCAAGCACAAUGCUGAAAUCACUGCUGCUAUGGCUACAAGUUUCAUUUGGAUUUCUUAUACCUUUCAUAUUCAUGAUUUUUUGCUACACCUUCAUUGUCAAAUCCUUACAACAAGCUCAGAAUUCCAAAAGAAACAAAGCAAUUCGUGUGAUUGUAUUAAUUAUAGCUGUUUUCCUAAUUUGCCAGGUACCUUAUAACAUUGUUCUUCUCAUAACAGCUGUCAACAUGGGCAAGAUUGACAAAUCUUGUGACAAUGACAAGAUAAUGGCUUAUGCAAAAUACACCACUGAAGCCAUAGCAUUUUUACACUGUUGUGUGAACCCUGUGCUCUAUGCAUUUAUUGGAGUGAAGUUCAGAAGUUAUUUUGUGAAGCUAAUGAAGGACCUAAGGUGCAAGAAAUACAAGAAAGACAGUAAACGUAAUUCAAAGACAAACUCUGAUACUUAUCAUUCAAGACAGACUAGUGAAAUUCUGACUGACAAUGGAUCAUCUUUUACUAUAUAAUACAAUUUGAACAUUAGUACUGAAGGACUCUUCUCACCAAGAAACCCAAACCAAUGUGACUGUGCAUGUGACAGCAAGUAAUCUGAACUUCUCUGUGCCUCUAAAUGAGAUCCAAUGAUCUACACCUCC
Messenger RNA from Vidua macroura (Pin-tailed whydah), 1224 nucleotides. It is a transcript of the gene CCR6, whose product is annotated as C-C motif chemokine receptor 6. Lineage: Eukaryota; Metazoa; Chordata; Aves; Passeriformes; Viduidae. The coding region runs from base 1 to 1095 and encodes 364 amino acids. Gene Ontology annotation, cellular component: membrane. The transcript has 2 exons. Gene Ontology annotation, molecular function: chemokine receptor activity. The record is from RefSeq and is a predicted model, not a curated record. Gene Ontology annotation, biological process: thymocyte migration; chemotaxis; immune response.